AUGUUCUCAUUCCUCUUACUGUUUCUUCCUCUAUGCUCAGCUGCGAUAUACGAAAGAGCCGCAGAUCUUCCUGCUCUAUUCUUUGAGUAUAUUAUUGUAGGAGGCGGUACCGCAGGCAACGUCCUUGCCAAUCGUUUGACCGAAGAGACCAAUACGUCCGUGCUCGUUCUCGAAGCGGGGAGAUCAACAGCGGGCGUCUUGAGUUCACAAAUACCCUUCUUCUGCUUCUCGGGGUUGCCCUUGCUGAACUGGAACUUCACCACUACUCCCCAACCGGGCUUGAACAACCGGGAGUUUGGCUAUGACAGGGGGUUUGGAUUGGGCGGGUGCAGCGCUACUAACGUUAUGACAUACACACGGGGCUCGUCCGAAGACUAUGAUCGAUAUGCGAACGUCAGUGGGGACGAUGGGUGGGGGUGGACUAAGAUGCAGCCCUACUUUCGAAAGAACGAACGCUUCGUCGCCUCCGCGGAUCGCCACAAUACCACUGGCCAGUUUGACCCCGAGGUACACGGCUUCCACGGACUUAAUUAUGUGUCAUUGGCUGAAUACCCGAGCAAUGUCGAUGGACGUGUCAUCCAAGUCACUGAAGAGCUCUCGGAAGAGUUUCCGUUCAAUCUGGACUAUAAUUCUGGGUAUCAUUUGGGUAUCGGCUGGCACCAGAAGACUAUAGGGAAUGGGACAAGAAGUAGCUCGGAGACGUCGUAUCUCGCUCCCGAGUACAUCGAAAGAGAGAAUCUCCAUGUGCUUGUGGAUUCGCAUGUGACCCGGAUUUUAAUGACAAACGGCUCGACUGAUGACGACAAACCAUAUUUUGAUGCUGUGGAAUUCACACAGGAUGCCGGAAAAACAAUGCAUACUCUUUCAGCUCGGAAGGAGAUCAUCCUCUCUGCUGGAGUCAUCGAGACUCCUCAUAUUCUGCUCAACUCGGGCAUAGGGGAUGCGGAUGAGCUGUCUGCACUAGGCAUCACUCCGACGGUGCAUCUUCCCGAUGUUGGUAAGAACCUGAGGGAUCAAGUGAGUAUGAGUCUCUCUUGGACUGUAAAUGAUGCACAGAUGGCAGAGACCUUGUAUUGGAGCAACGAGACUUUCCGUGAGGAGACAUUGGCGCAGUGGCAGGUGAAUCGAACAGGCUUUCUCGCUAACCCUCCCUCUAACCAAUUGGGAUUUUUGCGCAUCUCAAAUGAUGUGAUGGAGGAAGAAACCUGCGCCGGCAGUCAGACAGGACAUUAUGAGUUGAUAUUCGGUGGUGGGCUGGAGAGUCGCAUUGUUCCAACAAGUGGGAGCUAUUUUACGGCGUUGAUUAACAUCCUGUGCCCGCUGUCUCAUGGGAAUAUCACCAUUAAUGACGCCAAUCCCCUCUCCCCACCGAUCAUUAACCCUAAUGUCUUCUCGCAUGUACAAGACAUGGUACAGAUGAAGUACGCCAUUGGAGGUGCACAGAGGUUUGCCGCGGCGCCGGUAUGGACGGACUACAUCCUCGAGCUCUCUACGGAUAUCGACGAUUUGGAAGGGAGCAUUCGGGAUCAGGCAAGGCCCACAGGACACACGGUCGGUACCGCGAGUAUGUCCCCGCAUAAUGCACAUUGGGGAGUCGUCGACCCGGAUUUGAGGCUCAAGCUGGCGACGGGGGUGAGGGUUGUAGAUGCGUCGGUUUUGCCGUACAUACCAGCUGGGCACCCUCAAGCAGCGGUGUAUGCAGUUGCGGAAAGGGCAGCGGAUUUGAUCAAAGGAAGGGAAUUCGCUUAG
Messenger RNA from Guyanagaster necrorhizus, 1749 nucleotides. RefSeq names its product aryl-alcohol-oxidase from pleurotus Eryingii. Bases 1 to 1749 code for a protein of 582 amino acids. Gene Ontology annotation, molecular function: flavin adenine dinucleotide binding; oxidoreductase activity, acting on CH-OH group of donors. The record is from RefSeq and is a predicted model, not a curated record. The transcript is spliced from 10 exons. NCBI's taxonomy places the organism in Eukaryota, Fungi, Basidiomycota, Agaricomycetes, Agaricales, Physalacriaceae.